UGUGUACAUCGUACGGCAAUGGACGUUUGAUUAUACACCAUGUAUACCAAAAAUAUAUUUUUGAUUUUGCCAAUAUUAAUAUCGCUUACACGCGGUGAAUUAAGCCUUGAAAAAAAGGAUAAACUUUUAAAUGGAUUCAUAGAUAUUUAUGAUAAUUUACCGAAUCAAGUUUAUACCUGUGAAGAAGGAUUUUUACAAAAUGUAGAGGAUCUUGACGACAAAUACUACAGGAUCGAAGUCACCCUCCUUAUUUCGGAUACGCGCAACCUUGAUUCUAGAAAGUACAUAAAAUGUACGGCCAGAAUGCAGGAACUCCAAGACGAAAGUGUAAAGGUCGCUAAUGAUGAAUACCAUUGCCACGAUGUGGAGCAGAAACCUGUGCUUGAACAACCGUUGUUGAAUGAGGAGGAAAUCACCGUUGACCGAGACAUACCAGUUGAUGGCAUACAGGAUCGAGACCCUAAUGAUCCAAUAUUUCAAAGCUUGGCAGAAGCGUCCAUGCAAAAGUAUUUGCAAGCUAUUGGCAGUGUAGAACCCCAUAAAGUAUUUGGUGUUGUAAAAGCGUCAUUCCAUGCUGGAUCCGCAUUAAGGACUCGAGUCGAGUUCGUGUCUUCGCCUUCAGACGGAAAAUCCGGUGACGUCAUUACAGCUGUUAUUCGGAGAAUUGGGAACAACCGUGGUUGAACAAGAAGGAAAUCUCCGUUGACUGCAAAAGUUAACAACCAAAAAUACAGAGCUAAGCGAGACACACCAGUUGGUGGCAUACAAGCUCAAGACCCUAAAGAUCCAAUAGUUAGUUCAACCGCAAUGUCUUACUGUUCAAGAUA
This is a messenger RNA of Manduca sexta (tobacco hornworm), 827 nucleotides long. RefSeq lists its product as uncharacterized. The record is from RefSeq and is a predicted model, not a curated record. Bases 40 to 684 code for a protein of 214 amino acids. Lineage: Eukaryota; Metazoa; Arthropoda; Insecta; Lepidoptera; Sphingidae. The transcript has 2 exons.